Messenger RNA from Vicugna pacos (alpaca), 972 nucleotides. Lineage: Eukaryota; Metazoa; Chordata; Mammalia; Artiodactyla; Camelidae. The record is from RefSeq and is a predicted model, not a curated record.
GAUUGGGCUGAGGGGUAGGGGAGGAGGGAGAGGUGCUAUGGAGUGUGGCUGGAAAGGCCCAUUCCUCAUCAGGCUCCUUUUGCUUUCCUCCUCAGCCUGUGGCUUCUCCUAUGAGUUGGACCCCACCCUCAGGGAUCCGGAGGCCAUGGCUCGGCGGUGGCCAUGGAUGGUCAGUGUGCGGGCCAAUGGCAUACACAUCUGUGCAGGCACCCUCAUUGCCUCCCACUGGGUGCUGACCGUGGCCCACUGCAUGACCCAGAGUGAUGUUACCUACUCAGUGCGGGCGGGAAGUCCGCAGAUUGACCAGGUAUCGAAAACUACUGUCGACGUGCUGGCACAGCAGGUCAUCAUGAACCGCCAUUACCGGUCCCAUCGGUACUGGUCCUGGAUUGGCCGGGCCAAUGACAUUGCCCUCCUUAAGCUUGAGCGACCACUCAAGUACAACAAGUAUGUCUGGCCCAUCUGCCUGCCCGGCUUGGACUAUGAGGUGAAGGACCACACCCUGUGCACUGUGACAGGCUGGGGACUCCCCAGGCUUGACGGUGUAUGGCCCCAGUUCCGGACCGUUCAGGAGAAGGAAGUCACCAUCCUGAACAGCACAGAGUGUGACAGCCUCUACCACAGGUUCUCCAAAAUCCCCUCUCUGAUUCAGAUCAUCAACUCCCAGAUGAUUUGUGCAAAGGACGUCGACAGGGAGCAGUUCUGCUAUGAAUUAAGUGGUGAGCCCUUGGCCUGUCCUGUGGAGAGAAUAUGGUACCUGGUGGGAAUGGUGAGCUGGGGCCCAGGCUGCAAGAAGAGCGAGUUCCCACCCGUCUAUCUACACAUCUCCUCCUACCAGCAGUGGAUCUGGGAGCGCCUCAAUGGGCAGAUUCUGCCAGCCCCGUCCAGGGUCCUACUCGUGGCACUCUUGCUGCCCCUCAGCCUCCUUGCUGUCCUCUGACACUCUCUUGCUGUUCCUGGGUGAGCCCCCCC